AUGGGAAAGAAGCAGGAGAAGAAGACGGCCAAGGGCCGUCUGGACAAGUUCUACUGGCUGGCAAAGGAGCAGGGCUACCGCUCGCGUGCCGCCUUCAAGCUGGUUCAGCUCAACAAAAAGUACAACUUCCUCGAAAACGCUCGAUGCUGCAUCGACCUCUGCGCCGCUCCAGGAGGAUGGCUGCAGGUGGCCUCCAAGUUUAUGCCCCCCAACUCGCUCAUCGUCGGCGUCGACCUCGACCCCAUCAAGCCCAUCCCGCGCUGCAUCACCUUUGCCGAGGACAUCAACUCGUACAAGUGCCGAGACCAGCUCCGCCAGCACCUCAAGGACUGGAAGGCCGACGUCGUCAUCCACGACGGCGCGCCCAACGUCGGCACCGCCUGGGUCCAGGACGCCUACGCCCAGUCCGAGCUCACCCUCCAGUCGCUCCGCCUCGCCGUCGAGUUCCUCCGCGCCGGCGGCACCUUUGUCACCAAGGUCUUCCGCUCCAAGGACUACAACAACCUCCUCUGGGUCUUCAACCAGCUCUUCAAGAAGGUCGAGGCCACCAAGCCCGCGUCGUCGCGUAACGUCUCCGCCGAGAUCUUCGUCGUGUGCCAGGAGUACAAGAACCCGGCCCGCAUCGACCCCAAGUUCCUCGACCCGCACCAUGUCUUCAAGGACCUCGACCCGACCGCCAUGACCACCGAUGGUACCGCCGUCCCGGACAGCCUCAAGGGCACGUCGAUGGGUAACGCCGCCGCCAACGUGCUCGACCCCAAGAAGCACCGCAAGAACCGCGAGGGCUAUGCCGAUGGCGACUACAUCCUCUUCCGCUCCCUCGACGCCAUCGACUUUAUCCGGGGCAUCGACGUGAUCGGCAUGCUCGGCAGCAACAACCAGAUCACGUUCAAGAGCGACGAAAGCCGCGAGCUGCUCAAGAAGGAGGCCACCACCGACGAGAUCAAGGCCAGCUGUGAGGACCUCAAAGUGCUCGGCCGCAGGGAGUUCAAGACCCUGAUGAAGUGGCGCAAGGAUCUGCGCAUCGACAUGGGCCUCGAGCGCGCCAAGAAGGAUCUGACCGAGGCGACCGAGACCGUCGAGGUCGAGGAGAUGGACGAGGACGAACAGAUCGACGACGAGCUGGCUCGCCUCAACGAAGAGGCCGCCAAGAAGGCGCGAAAGGAGAGGCGGAAGCGCAACGAGGCGAGGCAGAAGCGCAUCAUGCAGCUCCAGCUCCAGAUGACGACGCCGAUGGACAUCGGCAUGGAGCUCACCGACGACCAGCUCGCCAAGGGCACCGACGACUUCUUUGACCUCGGAGAAACCGAGAAGCGCUCCAAGACGGGAGCUGCUGGCCUCGACGACGACUUCGGCGACAUGCCCGAAGACGAGGAGGAGAGCAGCGUCACCGUCGUCGGCUCGGCCGACACCGACGACGACGAGGACGACGAUGACGAGGAGGCGCGGCUGCGUCGGCUGGAGGGCGAGAUGGACCAGAUGUACGAGCAGUACCAGCAAAAGAUGCAGGAGCGCGACGCCAAGUACCGCGUCAAGGAGGCGAGGCGCAUGGACCCUGCCCGCGACGAGUGGCACGGCAUCCGCGACAGAAAGGGCGGCGACGGCGACGACGACGACGAAGAGGGCAGCGACGACAGCGAGGGAGGCUACGACAUCGUCGAGCGACGCAAGCAGCAGGAGGAGACGUUCGACACCGACGACGAGGAGGACGAGGAGGACGAGCGAGCGGAACGGGCCGCACGGAUGGCGUCGAAGCGUUCUGCUGCCGGGUCCGGGUCGUCCAAGACGCGCAAGCGUGCUCGCUUCGGCAUCGACGAGUCGGCCGACGGCUCGGCAGAGCAGAAGCGUGUCCUGCUCAACACGCUCGAGGGCAAGGAUGCCCUUGCCGCACGGCAAAGCCGCGAGGCCGCCAUCUGGUUCGACAACCCGCUCUUCAAGGACCUGCAGCCCGUCGACGUCUCCCCGCAGGCGCAGGACGAUGAAGACGACGACGACGAGGCGGAGGAGGAGGAUGAAGAUGACCAGGACAGCGGAGCGGAGGCCGAGGCUGUCGAUGAUGACGAAGAGGAGGAGGAGGACGACGACGACGACGACUUCGAGAUCGUGCCGCAGGAGCAGCACGAGACGGCCGACAUCCCCGAAGACGAGUGGGACGACUACGGCUCAGACGAGGAGGCGGCCAAGCAGCGCUACAUCAAGGAGCACGGCCUUCACACGGCCGAGGCCGUGGCGCUGGCCCAGGCGCUGGUCAACAAGCGCGUGACGAAGCAGGAGCUCAUCGACCGAGGCUUCAACAAGACGAGCUUCCACGACAAGUCGGACCUGCCGGCGUGGUUCCUCGACGACGAGCGCAAAUUCUACAAGGCCAACAUCCCCAUCACCAAGGAGGCCGUCGAGGCGCUGCGGGAGAAGCAGCGGGCGCUCGACGCGCGGCCGAUCAAGAAGAUUGCCGAGGCCAAGGCGAGAAAGAAGAUGAAGGCGGCGCAGCGGCUGGAAAAGGCGCAGAAGAAGGCCGAGGCCAUCAACGACAACGAGGACAUCUCGGAGAAGGAGAAGGCCUCGACGAUCAACAAGCUGCUGGCCAGCAGCGUCAAAGCCAAGCAGCGCAAGCAGGCGGCGCUCGUCGUGGCCAAGGGCGUCAACCGCGGAGUCCAGGGCCGACCCAAGGGCGUAAAGGGGCGGUACAAGAUGGUCGACCCGCGCAUGAAGAAGGAGAUGCGCGCCCAGAAGAGGCUCAACAAGAAGAUGGGCAAGAAGAUGAACACGUCCAACAAGCCCCGCACGCCCAACGGCUACGGCGGCAGGUGA
Messenger RNA from Pseudozyma flocculosa PF-1, 2808 nucleotides. RefSeq lists its product as uncharacterized. Bases 1 to 2808 code for a protein of 935 amino acids. NCBI's taxonomy places the organism in Eukaryota, Fungi, Basidiomycota, Ustilaginomycetes, Ustilaginales, Ustilaginaceae. Gene Ontology annotation, biological process: maturation of LSU-rRNA from tricistronic rRNA transcript (SSU-rRNA, 5.8S rRNA, LSU-rRNA); rRNA methylation; maturation of 5.8S rRNA from tricistronic rRNA transcript (SSU-rRNA, 5.8S rRNA, LSU-rRNA). Gene Ontology annotation, cellular component: nucleus; nucleolus; preribosome, large subunit precursor. Gene Ontology annotation, molecular function: rRNA (uridine-2'-O-ribose)-methyltransferase activity; rRNA (guanine) methyltransferase activity. The transcript has a single exon. The record is from RefSeq and is a predicted model, not a curated record.